CGGGGCGGGGCGGGGCGAAGCGGGGCGGAGGUUUCCACGGCAACAGCAGCGGCGGCUGGGCCCGGCCGACAUUUUGUGGGCCGAGGUGAUCGCUGUGCAUUUGAGCCAGAAUCAUGGGACUGUUUGACAAGCUAGCAGGAUGGCUUGGGCUGAAGAAAAAGGAAGUUCAUGUUUUGUGCCUUGGUUUGGACAAUAGUGGCAAAACAACGAUCAUAAAUAAACUUAAACCUUCAAAUGCUCAAACUCAAGACAUUGUUCCAACAAUAGGAUUCAGUAUAGAGAAAUUCAAGACAUCCAGUUUGUCUUUCACAGUGUUUGAUAUGUCAGGCCAAGGCAGAUACAGAAAUCUCUAACAUUACUACAAAGAAGGCCAAGCCAAUUUUGUCAUUGAUAGCAGUGACAAAUUAAGAAUGGUUGUGGCCAAAGAAGAACUUGACACCCUUCUGAAUCAUCCAGAUAUUAAGCACCGUCGACUGCCUAUUCUGUUCUUUGCUAACAAGAUGGACCUCAGGGAUGCGAUAUCAUCUGUGAAAGUAUCUCAAUUAUUGUCAUUAGAAAACAUCAAAGACAAACCCUGGCAUAUCUGUGCCAGUGAUGCUCUUAAAGGAGAAGGUUUACAGGAUGGUGUGGAUUGGCUCCAAGAUCAGAUCCAAGCAAUGAAGACAUGAGAGAUAAAUAAAAGAUGUAUGGUGUUCUCACUUACAAGCUUUGUUAGUAGGUGUACGAGAUCUUGGAAAGGAAGAAAGACUUGAAGAACACAGACAGUUCAGUUAAAUAUUCUGUGUUGAUUUGUUUCCUUUUAGUAUCACUUCCAGGAAAAAUGCAUUAGAUUACAUAGUACCUCAGGUAUGCACAUCCAUAAAUUAAAUUGAAUCUCGUGACUGAAGAGCAUAUUUAAAACCAAAAAUGUGUAAAUAAUAAGCAUCUGCAUUCAUUUUAGUUAUAGGUGAUAAUUAGCCAUCAGGAAGUGCCCCUAUGUUUUUUGGGGGAAGACAACUUUUGAACAAGUGGUAAAAUUUAUAUUCCCAAGGAAGAAUAAUCAUCACUUAUAUAAUAAUCAUCUGAAAUAAAGCUGUAUGAAAUACUUAAAAUUGGGCACCUGCAAACAGUAGGUAUUUCUGGAUUUUUUUACUGUAAAUUGUAACAUAGUUUUUUUUAAUAACCAUCUGCAAUAGGCUACUAGAAGAAUAUUUUGAUUGAAGUUACAAGGAUUCAAAUAUUAAGUGCAGCUGUUACAAAUGAUUGCAGAUGUUUUUAAGGAACUGUUCGUAAUGAAAUGUUACAAACUGUUUUUGUGAUGUGCUAUGGUUAUAUUUCCAUUCCCAUCAAUAAAACUUUAAAUGUACAGCAUCUCACUUUUUUUAACAUAAAUAUGUUCAUUGAUUGCCUUUACAUUAUAGGGGUUCUUGGUUUUCAGUUUCAUUUGGAAUUUUUGUCCAUUUUGUGAUGGGAAUAGCAUUCUAUACUGUAAUAAAAUGGUUCUCUCGAGAUUAUUUUUUUUAAUUGCAUGUAUUUGUUAUACUUUCUGAUAAGCUAGACUGCGGUUCCAGGUAUUUGUAAAGCAUACAAUUGAAAAUUAUAUUUUGGAAACAUAGUUAAGGGGCAGUUCACUAGUUACUAGAUCAUUAAUAUGAAAUAUGUAUUAUACUUCUGUUGUGUGUAAAACGUUUUACUUUCAAGAAGGAUUUUUAAUAAACCUUCUAACUUCAAAGGUGCAGUCUAGGUAACAAAUUAAACCAAUGCUAAGCACUCUAUUUUUGUCAUGUCAACUCUUCCUCAUUAAUCCCUCUUCCUGUGUGUGAUAAACAAGAAGACACUCACUGAGAGUGGUAAAGAUGGUCCUCUACUGUAUUUCCCUUCCACUUCCUGAUUCCUGUGGGAGAUGUAAUAUGUAGGUCUUAGAAAAGUUUUUUUUAAUCUCCCAUGUUAACGUAUAAAAUGCAAAAAUAUUCUGUAAGCAUACCUCUUAUGGCUAACUUAAUAGAGGAAUAUUUGGAGCAAAGGGAACUGCCUGAAAUAAUAAAACAGUUUCAUGUACUUUAACUCUUUAAUAAUAAUUGAAUUUUAACUCACCUGCUUUGCUCAAGGGAGCUCUUACUGUAAAAAUCUAUCUUACAGGAUGUUAUAUUUCUGACAAUUCCAUUUGUCAUGAAAAUACUUAUCCUUCAUGUCUGUUUCUGUGACGCCUUUGGCCUUCUGUCAACUGCUAAAAAUGUACACAAUCAGGUACAAAGGAGGAAAAAAUCACAUAAUUGAGAAGUUUUUCGAACUCUGAAUUGUGUAGCAACUUUUUCGUUUACUUUGCAUUGGAUAAUAUGGUAACAAAAAUAAUACUUGUUGGAGACAUCUUUUUCUGAGUACAAAUACUUUGCAAUUAUUUGGUUCACUUAGAUGGCAUAUUUAAUUUUAAGUUGACAUUAAUUUUUCCUUACCAAAGCAAGGUUUAAGUUCUUACAUAAAACCUAACUGCAUUUCUGCCUUUCUUGAAUAAAAAUGUUUUUGAAUAU
This is a messenger RNA of Cygnus atratus (black swan), 2507 nucleotides long. It is a transcript of the gene ARL6, whose product is annotated as ADP ribosylation factor like GTPase 6. Gene Ontology annotation, molecular function: GTP binding; GTPase activity. The record is from RefSeq and is a predicted model, not a curated record. NCBI's taxonomy places the organism in Eukaryota, Metazoa, Chordata, Aves, Anseriformes, Anatidae. Gene Ontology annotation, cellular component: axoneme; cytoplasm. Gene Ontology annotation, biological process: intracellular protein transport; protein localization to cilium; cilium assembly.